CUGCGCGAGGAGCUCAGAGACAGAAUUGUGGCGAUGCACAGAUCUGGCCAAGGUUACAGAAGAAUUUCUGCAGAACUCAAGAAUCCUAAGAGCACAGUUGUUUUAAUAAUUAUAAAAUGGAAGAAGUUUGGGACGAACACAAAUCUUCCUAGACCUGGCUAGUCCAGCCAAACUGAGCAAUCGUGGGAGAAGAGCCAUGGUGAAGUGGAAAAGUGGCCCGACGGGAGCCUCUCCUCAUAUGAAAGCCUGCAUAGUUUGCCAAAAAAAAACACAUGAAGGACUCCCAGACUAUGAGAAAUACGAUUUUCUGGUCUGAUGAGACCAAGAUUGAACUUUUUAAUGUUAAUUGUAAGAACUGGCACUGCUCAUCACCUGCUAAAUACAAUCCCAACAGUGAGGUGGGGGCAGCAUCAUGAUGUGGGGGUGUUUUUCAGCUGCUGGUACAGAACGAACGAAGGAAAGAUGAAUGCGGCCAAGUACAAAGAUAUCCUGGAAGAAAACUUCCUCCAGAGUGCUCAGGACCUAAGACUCAGCCUAAGGUUCGCCUUCCAACAAGACAAUGACCCUAAGUUACACAGCUAAAAUAACAAAGGAGUGGCUUUGGAACAACUGUGUGGCCAUUCUUGACAGAGCCCUGACCUAAGCCCAUCUGAGCAUUUGUGGAGAGACCUGAAAAUGUCUGUCCACCAAUGUCCACCAUCCAACCUGACAGAACUGGAGAGGAUCUGCAAGGAAGAAUGGCAGAGGAUUCCCAAAUUCAGGUCCCAUGAUGCAUCCGGGUGCCUCUGGGUCUUUGGCCUUCCUCAACUCCUCCCUGACCGGCCUGCCGGCGAAGGCGGGUGGCGGCGGCAGCAACAUGGACAUACUCUCUAUCGUCCUCUACAUGCUGACCAUCCUGCUCGGCAUCCCAGGAAACGCCAUCGUGAUCUGGGUGGCAGGCGUCAAGCUCAAGCCGAACGUCCUCAACGUGUGGCUGGUCAACCUGGCCAUCGCCGACCAGAUCUUCUGCUUGACCCGGAUCUUCUCGCUGGUGAAGAAGCUCUUCCUGGACCACUGGCCUUUUGGCGUCUUCAUCUGCAAGUUCAACGGCUUCUUCAAGUACGCCAACAUGUUUGGCUCCGUCUUCCUGCUGGCCGUGAUCAGCGUGGACCGGGCGCUCUGCAUCUGGCGGCCAGUCUUCACCAGGCGCCACCGCACACUGUGGGCGGCCAAGGUUGUGGCCGUGUGCGUGUGGGCGACCGCCGUCGUCUUCAGCUCGCCGUACUUCUUCUACCGCCAGGUCUACGCAGACGCCAAGAACCUGAGCAAGUGCUCGGUGGAGGAGGUGGGGAACAAAGACGCCAGAAUGGUUCUCUAUUUCAUACGCUUCCUGUGUGGCUUCCUGGUGCCCUUCCUGGUCAUCCUCAGCUGUUACAUCUUGGCCGGGCAGGGCAUUCGGCGCACCCGGCUUUCAGGGAAAACCCUUCCCCUGCGCAUACUGGCCAUGCUGGUUACGGCGUUCUUCCUGUGCUGGGCGCCAUACCACAUCCUGCUGCUGCUCAGGAUGAAGGAGAAGUCCAACCCAAUUGUGAAGUUCUGGCUCCCCGCCGCAAAGGCCGUGGCCUACUUCAACAGCUGCGUCAACCCGCUCCUCUACUUCUUUGUGGGGCUCAAGUUGAGGGGGCGGUCCAGGCAGUCCCUGGAGGGGGUGUACAGGAACGCGUUGACCGAAGACGUUGACGGACAGACGGUUCAAUCUAAAGAAGACUCAGUGGAACCGAGAGGCGUGUCUGAAUGCUGAAUACAACACAUUAAAACAAAUAGACACCUCAACUUGUAAACAUUUUUAAAUAUACCAUUCUGCCGAACAAGCAAAAAAUAGUCAGAUUCCACAAAAGCAGUAAUACGUUCACUCGCCAAUUUGAGGUUUACCUACGGGGGGUAAUUUUUCUCCACUGAGGGCCCCACUCUGAAAAA
Messenger RNA from Entelurus aequoreus (snake pipefish), 1956 nucleotides. Its product is annotated as C3a anaphylatoxin chemotactic receptor-like. Bases 767 to 1780 code for a protein of 337 amino acids. The transcript has 3 exons. Gene Ontology annotation, molecular function: G protein-coupled receptor activity; complement receptor activity. The record is from RefSeq and is a predicted model, not a curated record. Gene Ontology annotation, biological process: positive regulation of cytosolic calcium ion concentration; inflammatory response; complement receptor mediated signaling pathway. Lineage: Eukaryota; Metazoa; Chordata; Actinopteri; Syngnathiformes; Syngnathidae. Gene Ontology annotation, cellular component: plasma membrane.